AUGGAACAUGGCACGGCGAAGGCCAGUAUUCGUGGGGAGAAGCUGGACACUCUGCACAUGCUGCACAUGGUCAUACCACCUACAAAGGCGGCCAAAGACGGUGACAACAAACCCAUCAGAAGGGUGAAGAACGACAAGGCAGCCAACCAUUGGGGCGACCUGAAGGACCUGGACUUGUUGGACUCUUGCCAGCGUGCAGCAGCAGCAGCAGCUAAAACGCACAAACAAAUGGCUGUGAACACCAUUCCAAAAACGGGCCGCCAUCAGGGCCAAUGA
This is a messenger RNA of Exophiala spinifera, 276 nucleotides long. RefSeq lists its product as uncharacterized. Bases 1 to 276 code for a protein of 91 amino acids. The record is from RefSeq and is a predicted model, not a curated record. NCBI's taxonomy places the organism in Eukaryota, Fungi, Ascomycota, Eurotiomycetes, Chaetothyriales, Herpotrichiellaceae. The transcript has 2 exons.